AUGGCUAAUUUUGACUCCACUGGAAAAUCUGUUAACCAGUCACGCGGAGAACUUUCGAGCUGCUCUUAUUUGUCUGAAACAUAUGACCUUUUAGAAGCACCAAUGCAACCUCUUGAUAAAAAGCAGCAAACUCGCCUUUGGCAGCAAAAUCAGUACCUCACUGAUUCUGGAAUUCAUUCUGCUUUAACUACUCAUACGCCCAGCAUUACUAGCAAAGCAAACCUUGACGAGAAUGAACCAGAGGAAAGUAUUCUUAGUCAAGCUUCUGGUCCAUAUGUCCAAGCUUGGUCAUCAAGUGGGCCAAUGUCGGUGUAUCCAUCGGAGUCUUGCCUCCUCUCACCCGGUACCCCAAGUGCUAGUAGUAUCAUUGGCAUGGACCCCAACAGUGAAAUGUCUAGCAUGACAUGCUCCAGAUCUGAUGCUACAAUGGAUCCUAGGGGGAAUAAGAUUUCUGACCUAGACACAGAUGAGGCUGAGAAUGCGAUACCCGAACUUGUUCGUCUCAUCAAAGAUGAGGAUGAUAAAUUUGUCAUCUAUCAAGCUUCAACAAUGGUUUUUCACCUUAGCAAGUCGGAGGCUAUAGAUGCUCUGAUUCAAUCAAAGGAAAUGAUUUCGUGUAUCCUUUCGGCGCUUGAUCCCACUGGAGAUCCUGAGACAGUUAGACUACUUGCCGGGACGCUAUACAACAUGUCUCAAACUCAAACUGGUCUCAAGGAAAUUUUCCUCGCGAAUUGCGUUCCGUGUCUCGUUGGACUUCUUAACUCCCCUGUCGAGUCGGUUCUCUUUUACGCAAUUACCACUCUCCACAACCUUCUUCUUCACCAAGAAGGUGCUAAAGCAGUUGUCAGACAAAGUGGAUGCUUGCAGAAAUUGACGUCCCUUCUUCAGAAAAAUAACAUCAAAUUCCUUACUAUUUGCACCGAUUGCCUGCAGAUUCUCGCCUACAGCCACCAGGAAAGUAAGCUUCAAAUUCUGGCUGGUGGUGGGCCUAUUGAACUGAUUAGAAUCCUGAACACGUAUCAAUAUGAGAAACUUCUCUGGACUACAGCUCGUGUCUUAAAAGUUCUUAGUGUCUGCACUUCGAACAAACCGGUGAUUAUUGAAGUAGGGGGCAUGGAAGCUCUAGCAAAACACUUGAACAAUACAAGCUCUCGUCUUGUACUCAAUUGCCUCUGGACACUUCGUAAUCUUUCAGACGCUGCCACUAAAUUAAAUGACCUUCAACCAAUCCUUACUACAGUUGUCCAACUUCUUGCCAGCAAUGAUCUAAACAUUGUUACUUGUGCUGCGGGGAUUUUAUCUAAUCUCACUUGUAACAACAGUGCCAACAAACUCAUUGUCUAUAGGAGAGGUGGUCUUCGUGGAUUACUUCACGCCCUCGGGCACUCUCAUGCUAAAGAGGAGAUUCUCGAACCUAGUAUGUGCGCUCUGCGCCACUUGACAAGUCGUCAUGAUGAAGAGGAGAAGGCGAGAAGUGAAUUUGUAACUCAAUUGGGAGGUCAUAUCCCUGUUGCUCAUGUACUCCACGCUGCGACCGCAGGAGUUUGUCCAGAAUUGUGUCUUGUCUGUCAGCCUCCUCACACUCCUCUUACCUCUUGGACUCUUGUUAAAGCCGUAGUUGGAUUGCUGCGCAACCUCUCAAUGAAUGUGGACAAUCAUCGUCCAAUGUUGGAGACGGGAAUUGUAGCCGGCCUCUCUGUUCUCCUUUACGCUACGCAGUAUGAAAUUGCCAAACGCAAAGCGACAGCUGCCCAGAGAAAUGGGAAUGGAAGCGGACCAAACGCCGCCUCACAGACAAUGGUUCACAAUGUGCGACUGGAGGAGAUUGUUGAAGGGAUCUGCGUCGCCAUGCACAUGCUUUCGAGGGAACCUGGAACCCGGCUGCAUCUAUCGAGAUUCAGGGCUCCAACACUCAGCUGUCCCGGUUUUUCGUCUGGUGGUCCAUGUACACCUGGUCUCAACAUUUUCGUCCAUCUCCUCUGUACCUCAACGAAUGAGUCCGUGCACAGAGCUGCUCUUGGAGUAUUAGUGGAAGUAGCCCAAGAUCGAGACACCUUCGACGCCAUUGCUUCAGUUCCAGGAAUUUCUAACCGUUUGAAUGAGCUAGCGAGCUCAAGAAACGAAGCUAUUUCGACCUACGCAAGCACACUCAUUCUUCGUUUGACUUCGCCUUCACCACCCCCGAAUUCGAACCAGGGUCCACAAUCAAAUAUCGAUGACUCAUCUUUGGUUGUAGGAAGUGGGAAGAUGGUUGUUGACACCCUUAAUACGCCACCUCCACCUCCGUUGCCCAUGGACACUAGUUGUGGUGGUCGAAUGUCACCUGUCACUGCCACAUCAACAUGUUUCUCACCUCCUCAGCCCAUGUAUCAUCAACAUCAUGGACAAUCGAUGGUCUAUGGAGGACUUCAGCAACAACAACAGCAAGGACCCCCGCCUCAGAGAUACGCACCUCCGCCUCCCGGAAAUUACCAUUACUCAAGUAAUGAACCAGUCGGUGGCAGUGGUAACGGUUGUAGCUCCUUAAUGGCCAUGGUCGGUCCACCUCCCAAUUCAUCUACUUAUUCAGGGGGCAGUAGUAACGGUUGUCCAAUGAAUGUCCAACAACAGAUACCGCAGCAACAGCAGCAUCCACCACAUUGCUAUCAGCAACAAAAUAUGAAUGAGGGCGCCUAUCAGCAGUGCACGUGGGGGAAUCCGUCGUAUCCACAAGAGCCUCAAGGUAGGUCGAUGUAUGCAAAUCAAAUGCCUCCUCAUCAUGCUGCCUCGGCACAGCAACCUCAAUCACAAGAAGGCAUGUAUGCCCCUCCUGGAAUGGGGUAUAUACAGCCCUCUGGAAAUAUGAGAGGUGUCCAACCAGCUUACCAUCACAGGGGCAGCUCGGCUGCAGCUCAAGGUGGUUACUAUGGUAGUGGACACAUGGAUACUCAACAUGGACCCCCAUCUCAAGGUGGUCCUAUGACUUCGCCUAACCCUCGUGGUUGCUAUUCGUCCUCUAUGGACACUACAAACAGUACUAGUGGCUAUGCUAGUCCUGGAACAGCAAGCAAGAUGGCAAUGGCGGAUGAUUAUAUGAAUCCUGUCAUGGAAACUACGAUGAAACCGUCGGUCAAUCCUUCUACUCCAAAUUCGACGUCAACUGGCGGAAACCAACCUGAUCAUCGUUGGUUCUCUUCGGCCCAAAUGUGCCUGCCUUGA
Messenger RNA from Rodentolepis nana, 3198 nucleotides. The record is from the annotation of a GenBank genome assembly. NCBI's taxonomy places the organism in Eukaryota, Metazoa, Platyhelminthes, Cestoda, Cyclophyllidea, Hymenolepididae.